Momordica charantia (bitter melon) is the source of this 1402-nucleotide messenger RNA. Its product is annotated as transcription factor MYB27. Gene Ontology annotation, cellular component: nucleus. Gene Ontology annotation, molecular function: sequence-specific DNA binding; DNA-binding transcription factor activity. NCBI's taxonomy places the organism in Eukaryota, Viridiplantae, Streptophyta, Magnoliopsida, Cucurbitales, Cucurbitaceae. Gene Ontology annotation, biological process: regulation of DNA-templated transcription. The record is from RefSeq and is a predicted model, not a curated record.
UGGAUGAUCACAAACUAUAUCUUUGUAGUUAAUGGCAUCAAGACCACUGAGAUUUUGGAUUUGUAGGUUGAAAUUACAAGUAUUCAUAACCAUUUUGAAAACACAUGAUUACUGUAGAUUCUUUCUAAUGUGGUUUUAAUUUGCUUGUCCCCAAAUUAUUAUAACUCGGCCGAAGAUAAGGAUUCGAGUUGCUGUAUGAAAAAGGACUAUCGAGCACCUUCUCCGCUAUCCUCUCCUAUCUGUAGAAAUGCAUCUUCUGCUUACAUAAUACAGCAAUAUCCUUCUACUAAACACAUCAAUAAUGAACAUAAGACUUUUAAGUUGUGGAUAUCCUAAACAAUCUGAGGAUAAUGCAAAAAGUGAUGAUGAAACUGCAUUCUUACUUGAAUGGCCAAAUUUGGUAUGGUUUGAGGAGAAGAGAUUCAUGUAAUCCAGUGGUGGGUGGUGGGGUAGGUCUUUGAAUUGGAGUCUCUAUCUAUUGAUCCACGUUGGAUUUUCCGGUCACCCUCCCAUUUUCUUCUCUUUUCCUUCCAAAAACAAAUGUUUUUCCUGCACUUUUUUCACACUUGUUUCCUGUAUAAAUUCUAACUUUGGAACUGAUCAGAGUAAGGAUCAGAAAUGGCCAAUCAAUCAGCUCUUCAAAGUGAGACACUGCGCAGAGGACCUUGGCUUGAAGAGGAAGACAAGCAGCUCACCACGUUUGUAACUCGCAUGGGGGAGAGUAAAUGGGACUCGAUCGCCAAAGCUUCUGGACUUGAGAGAACUGGGAAGAGCUGCAGAUUCAGAUGGCUCAACUAUCUCCGCCCCAAUCUUAAGCACGGUUGUAUGAGUUCUGAGGAAGAAGAAGUCAUUCUGAAACUUCAUAAAAAAUGGGGAAACAAAUGGUCGAGAAUUGCGCGGUGGCUUCCGGGAAGAACCGAUAACGAGAUCAAGAACUACUGGAGAAACCACAUGAGGAAAAAGCUCCCCAUACAACAAGAAGAGAGCAAAGUAAAACAUGGGAAACAGGACAAACUCUCAUUCAAGCAAUGUGCUAUGGGGGGAAGUCCAAGGCAAGACCAUAAUGAGAGAAAGGACAUUCCCUUGAGCAACGUUUCUCACAACCUUUUUGGGUUUCCGAACUUCGAGAUCACGAGUUCGCCAUAUGAAAUUCGACUAUCGAACUGGAUUUUGGAUCAUUUGUCGAACGAGAAGCUGGAAGUGAAUCAUUAUGAAGAUCAAUACAAUAGUUUAGAGUUCUGUUUCUGUCAUCCCAAUAUGAACUGUGCAGUGAGAGAUGAUCAAACAGAUCAUUUAUGGGAUUCCCUAGCUUCCCUUUGGGAUAUGGAGUAGCAAAUUAAAUGUAAUAUAAUCAUGUUUGUAAAUUUGGUUAACAUCAUAACAAAAUGUUCCAUUUAGAUGU